Molecule: messenger RNA, 376 nt
Organism: Euleptes europaea (tarantolino)
Lineage: Eukaryota; Metazoa; Chordata; Lepidosauria; Squamata; Sphaerodactylidae
Product: DNA-directed RNA polymerases I and III subunit RPAC2-like
Exons: 5
Coding region: 18-368 (116 amino acids)
Biological process (GO): DNA-templated transcription
Cellular component (GO): RNA polymerase I complex; RNA polymerase III complex
Molecular function (GO): DNA binding; DNA-directed RNA polymerase activity; protein dimerization activity
Source: RefSeq, a predicted model, not a curated record
GAAAGCCGGCACAAGAGAUGGGAGACGAGGAGGGCGCAACGAAGCCGCGGGUGCUGCAGAUGGUACGAGCUGAUGGGGCCGGUAAAAGCUGUGUCACAUUCGUGCUGCACAACGAGGACCACACCCUGGGCAACUCCCUUCGGUACAUGAUCAUGAAAGAUCCUGAAGUGGAGUUCUGUGGCUACAGCAUCACUCAUCCUUCUGAAAGCAAAAUCAACUUCCGGAUCCAGACCAGAGGAGGCCUCUCUGCUAUUGAGGCGUUCCAGAAGGGGCUGGAGGAACUUACAGGCGUCUGCCAGCAUGUGCUUAGCAAAUUUGAGGCAAGCAUGGAGGCAUACAAGGCGCAGGAGGAUGUGAACAUGGAGUAGCCCAGUGG